CCCCCUCUCUACCCUCCAUUCAAACAGGCCAUAAUGGAAUUGCGGGUAAAAUUGCUAAUAACAAGAUUAUGGAAGACUUGAGGGGUAACGUGCAAACCCUCAAAAUUUGAAUCUUAAAAAAAGUUCCGUUUCUCUUCAUUUUAACCAAAAUCUCCAUCUGGGUCUGUCCAAAAACCCAAGAGAAACAAUAUCUACUGAGAACUGGAGCCAUGGGGGAUGAGAGCAAGGUGCCAUUUUUGGACACGCUCUACUUUGAGAAUUGCCCAGGUUGCAGGAUUGAGAAGAAGAAGAAGAAUGAGAGCUUUGGGUUGCCUUACAGAGAGUUCUUUUAUGUUUGGAUCAGCACUCUUGCAAUUUGUUUACCAAUAUCAUCAUUGUUUCCCUUUUUGUACUUCAUGAUAAGGGACUUACAUAUUGCCAAUAGAGUGGAAGAUAUCGGGUUUUAUGCAGGGUUUGUUGGUGCUGCGCUUAUGUUUGGGAGAGCUUUGACUUCUGUAUUUUGGGGAAUAGUGGCAGAUAGAUGGGGAAGGAAGCCUGUGAUAAUAAUUGGCCUCUUUUCAGUGAUUAUAUUUAACACCCUCUUUGGAUUAAGUGUAAAUUAUUGGAUGGCAAUUGCUACGAGAUUUUUUCUUGGAGCUUUUAAUGGUAUACUUGGCCCAAUAAAGGCAUAUGCCGUAGAAGUUUGUCGACCAGAGCAUCAAUCUAUUGCACUAUCACUGGUCAGUACAGCAUGGGGCAUAGGCCUUGUUAUUGGUCCAGCUCUUGGAGGUUUCUUUGCGCAGCCUGCAGAAAAAUUUCCGUAUAUCAUUCCUGAAGAAUCUUUUCUUGGGAGGUUUCCUUACUUCUUGCCGUGUUUCUUUAUAUCACUCUUUGCUUUUGGAGUACUUAUUGCCUGUUAUUGGCUUCCAGAAACAUUGCACAAUCAUCCCCAAAACAAAACAACAGAUGGAAUAAUCGAACCUCUGGAGGCAUCUUCUCAUGUCUCCUGUAAGAGAGAAAACGAUUUAGAAGAUGAAGGAAGAGUUCAACCUAAUACGGAAAAUCUUCUUACAAAUUGGCCAUUAAUGUCAUCUAUCAUAGUAUAUUGUGUUUUCUCCCUUCAUGAUACAGCUUACAGUGAGAUAUUCUCUCUAUGGGCCGAGAGCGAUAGAAAAUUUGGAGGAUUAAGCUUUUCAUCCGAGGAUGUUGGUGAGAUUCUAGCAAUCUCAGGUUUCAGUCUUCUAUUAUUUCAACUGUUUCUUUAUCCACAAGCAGAGAGACUCCUUGGGCCCAUAAAUUUAGCCCGUAUUGCAGCGGUUAUAGCUAUACCAUUACUUGCCAGUUAUCCCUUUAUGACUAAGCUGUCAGGAAUUGUACUUUCAGUAGCAGUGAAUUCUGCAUCCUUGAUAAAAAAUGUUCUCUCUAUGAUUAUUGUUACUGGAAUGUUCAUCUUGCAAAACAAUGCUGUGCCGCAGCACCAAAGGGGAGCAGCAAAUGGUAUCGCGAUAACUGGGAUGUCUAUUUCCAGAGCUAUUGCCCCAGCUGUUGCAGGUGUCAUAUUUUCAUGGGCACAAAAGCACCAAGAUUCUUCCAUUUUACCAGGUGAUCAAAUGGUUUUCUUCAUAUUGAUCGUGAUAGAGUUCAUCGGCCUCCUCAUGACCUUCAAACCCUUUCUGGCGACUAGAAGCUGAAAUGCAAUUAUGGCUGCAUAUAUUACUACGUGAUAGAGGCUCAAGAUAAAAGAAUUCAGAUUCGACUAGAACAGGCUGAAACAAGUCCAGAGCCAAUAUUCUCCUGCAACAUUUUGCUCGAAACUCUUUUCCUGAGAGCCCGAGGCACAAUUCUGCCUCAAUAUGAUGUAUGCAUCACUAGCAUGUUGAUUGUUGUAUCGGUUUGUUCUUUGUUCGAUGACAGAAAAAUAAGCUUUUCCAUUUCUUUAGAAAUUAAGGAAUAGUUUCUGCUCUUUGACGAAUAAUAUUAAACUGAUAUACUGCAGAAUUUAUCAUUAAUCUUCUUCUGUC
This is a messenger RNA of Asparagus officinalis (garden asparagus), 2000 nucleotides long. RefSeq names its product protein ZINC INDUCED FACILITATOR-LIKE 1-like. The transcript has 17 exons. Gene Ontology annotation, molecular function: transmembrane transporter activity. The coding region runs from base 210 to 1670 and encodes 486 amino acids. The record is from RefSeq and is a predicted model, not a curated record. Gene Ontology annotation, biological process: transmembrane transport. NCBI's taxonomy places the organism in Eukaryota, Viridiplantae, Streptophyta, Magnoliopsida, Asparagales, Asparagaceae.